AUGACGCUGUGAGAAAACCCUGAGGAAAGUUUCCACACAAAAAUCCGGUGUUGUGUUCGGACUGUUCAACAGCUCCAUGAAUUUCUGGUGUGUUUUUAUUCCUUUUUUUUCUACAAAGACGGAUAAAGCUGCCUUCAAUUUAACGCUGUUAUUAUAAACACACUCGUGUCCUGUUUAAAACGCCGACACUGGAGCCGUGUGAAGAAGUCUGUUCACUUCUGAAGUAAAGCUACACGUUUAUCUGGAGAAUAAUAAUAAUAAUAGUAUUAUUAGUAUUAUUAUUAAUAAUAAUAAUAAUAAUAAUAAUAAUAAUAAUAUUCACCAAGCGGCUGGAGCCUCGCUGUAGUGAUGGAAGUCUCGAGGCAGGAGCACACUAAAGAUCCUCUUCCGCUGCCCUCUCUGCGCCUCCUGGUCCCACCUCUGCGACUCGUGUCUGCGGUGCUGUGGCGGAUCGUGCAGCAGCAGGAUGUGAUGCAGUACGGGAUGCUCGCAGACUUUGUCUCGUUGGUUACUGAAGCUGUACCGGACCUCUUUAGUCCCACGCAUGCAGUCGAACUUGUUCUGGGUCUACGAGCAAAGCUGAUUUUGGAGCUGUGCUACAGGGAUGAAACCGUGGACACAGAUUUAAUCCAGCCUCAUCUCAACAGCAUUCAGCUGGUUCUUCCUCUGGUCAAACAUGUGGACAGCACGGAGGUAGACGAGACAGGAGUUCACUUUGUGGAACUGGUUCAAACACUAAUCAGAGACACUGAGCAGAGAGAACACUUCUUCCAGAACGUGUUUCCACUGGAGUUUGGUCCCAGCUAUGACUCUGCCCUUCAGACACUGAUGUGGGACUUCCUAUCCCAACUGGAGCACUUCCUACCAGUGCCAGACCUCCUUCAGACUGCGGUCUGGCUCAGAUCUGAGUCUUCCGCUUUAAAAGACUGUGAGGAAUCCAUCAGCAACCCAGAUAGCUUGAGAUCACUGCUCCAUCACCAUAAGUGCCUUGGACAUCUGGACACUUGCGCCUCGUCAUCGUCGCCGAGAGUCGGUGACUGCAUCCUGACCGCUCUGUCUGCCAAGACAAACCGAGUGGCUCAGAUAAACUCCGGCGAUAGUCUCAAUCCACCUGCUCCCAGUGAGAUGCCCGUGUGCGUAAUGGACGGGACCGACGUCGAGACUGUAGUGGUCACAUCCGAAUGGACGGAGAUUGAACUACAUGCGAACCAGAUCAGAGAGGACAAUAGCGAGGACGGCGAUCAUUCACCCCCUGCUGCUGACAGCGAUCAGAGGGAGUCACGGAUUAACGGAAGCACUGAGGAGAGUGAGAAGCACACCGACGCUGAGAACUAUAUCGGGGAAUCUGCACCGACACAGAACAGAAACGAUGGCUCUGUAGGACGCACUGAACACAUGACUGCAGAAGCAGAACGACUGGCGAGACUGAAUCUGUCCUGUAGCGUCACACCUGCUCUGGAGUCUACACUCACUGUGCCUGUAACCGCUGCUGACGGAGCUGCCGGAGCUGCCGGGACCCGCAGAUCAGCUCGAAAGCCUAAGAAGACUUGGAAGUUGAAAUCGGUUAACCUCCCGAAGCGGAAACGCAGCCACGGCGCGGUAACCGGUCAGAAGCGAGAGAGAACGCCGCUUGCACCCGUGAGAAACUCCAGAACGGUCACAGAAGUGGACGGAGAACGUAUCCCCUCAGAUAACGGGGAUGCUGCUGAGCUGCCUGUGCCUCCUGGUCUUGACACAAGUGAUGGAAAUACAGAGCUCUCCUCCAAGACAUUCUCCUGCCCUCAGUGCCCAUAUACACACGUCCAGGAGCGAUACGUGAAAAGUCACAUGAAAAAGGUCCACACGGUUUCAUCGGCGACCGAGAAAGAGCCGCACGUGUGCCAGGUGUGUGGCAAAGGCUACCGUUACCCGGGCAUGCUGAAGGCGCACGAGCGCAGCCACACGGGCGAGCAGCCCUUCCAGUGCACGGCGUCGCACUGCGGCCGCCGCUUCUCCUACGUUCAAGCCCUGCGGCGCCAUCGUUUGGUACACGGUCUCAAAAAACCCCCUCCGACCCCCCCUGGCGAGCCUGUUCCGGAAGCUCAGCCUCAGAACAAUGAAUCCUGGAUGUACACCUGCCUGUAUUGCAGCGAGAGCUUCAGCUCGCUCAGUGCUCGCCGCGAGCACCACAAGACGCAUCCCGAGGACGAUCUGAAGCGCUGCAGCGACUGCGGCAAGAGACUGAGCUGUCAGGCAGCGCUGAUCAGGCACAAGCGAGGCCACGUGGGCGAGCGACCCCACAAAUGCCUGCUCUGCAACUCCAGCUUUGUGUGCGCCACCAGUUUCAAGCGGCACAUGCUCGUGCAUCAGCCCGAGAGGCCGUACCGCUGCAGCUGCGGUAAGGGCUUCACGUACAAAGGCGCCCUACUCUCCCAUCAGCGCACUCACACAGCCGAGAGACGCUACAGGUGUUCUCACUGCAGCAGGUGCUUCCUCUACCCCGGAGAGCUGAGGAAGCACGAAAGGACGCACUCGGACGAGAAACCGUACCUGUGCCCGCACUGCGGCAAGAGUUUUAAGAGAGAGAGGAUCCUCCGUGCGCACGUAGCCGGCCACACCGAGGACAAAAUCUUCAAAUGCUCGGUCUGCAACAAAACGUUCGCGUAUAAAGCGAGCCUGACCAGGCACGAGCUCACGCACACAGGCGAGCGGCCGUUCCUCUGCUCGGACUGCGGCAAGACCUUCUUUUCGUUCGGGGAGCUGCUGAAACACCAGCGCUACCACACGGGGAUCAAGCCGUUCCAGUGCUCACACUGUGACAAGAGCUUCACGCAGGCCUGCUACCUGCAGCUGCACACCAGGUACCACACCGGCGUGCGCCCAUACACGUGCCCCCAGUGCGGCAAAAGCUUCUUCACGUCAUGCCGCCUCAAGAGACACAUGCAGAUCCACACGGACGAGAAGCCGUUCGAGUGCGCCGAGUGCGGCAAGAGAUUCAGGCAGGCGUAUGUGCUGAAAGUGCACCAGCGCACUCAUUUGGAGAAAGAACUGAGGGUUUAAUGGAAGAGACUUUUCUUUUGAGUGUUGUUUUUGUUGUUGUAAUUAACAAUAAUGAAGCUGACUCUUUUUUUUUGGUAUAUUUUCGUUUUCCAGACAGUUUGAAAUUUUGCACUUUCAGCACAAAUCAGUAAAUAAAUUUGCCUUUUCAGUCA
Messenger RNA from Ictalurus punctatus (channel catfish), 3191 nucleotides. RefSeq names its product C2H2-type zinc finger protein. The transcript has 9 exons. The record is from RefSeq and is a predicted model, not a curated record. NCBI's taxonomy places the organism in Eukaryota, Metazoa, Chordata, Actinopteri, Siluriformes, Ictaluridae. Bases 349 to 3039 code for a protein of 896 amino acids.